UUAACUUCAUAUUGAUACUUGUCUGUGGUGUGUUUACAACUCAAACCCCUCGAUAUUUUAUUUUAUUUCAUUAAUUAAGUUUUAUUCACCCAUUAUCACGCGUCGCCAGGAUGGGAGAAGAUGAUCAGAUGCCCACUGAGCAAGAGGGUAUUCAAAUACAAAUUAUGGAAGAAGCUGAACAAGGAGAUGUGCCAUUAGAAGUAGGAAACACGGCAAGGACUGCAAGCACUGUGCGGGAAUCAACAGUACAGUUACAGUUCACUGAGCUCCACUCAUUCCCAGCAAUUGAGAGUCUUCCAUUAGAUGAAGUCAAUAAAAGCUGGGAACUGAAUUAUCGAGAAGCAGCCAUAUUCCUAGAAGAGGGGGCUAACAAUGACAAGCUAACUUCUCAUCCACACUGCCAUGAAGCACUUCCUGCAUAUUUGCUUGUCCACAACAAGUGGUAUUAUGCCCUAGAUUUUGCUGCUUCCUUGUUGCUCAUCUUGCUGACAUUCACAGAGAGACCAGCUAAUCCCCUCUUCCGGCUACCAGUAGGUGUACAUAGUAGUAUGGAACUCAUGGCUCUGGUCAUUGUAAGUGUGGAGUUGAUUAUGAAAUUUCGAUGGGUUGGAUUCAAGAUAUUUAUUCACCACCCUAGAUCCAUGGUUAAGGCGCUGACGCUCUUAAUAAUGAUUGCUGAAUCUAUUGUGGUUCUCGUCCGGCAAAGUUCGCACUUUAGGGUUACUCGCGCUCUCCGACCCAUCUUCCUUCUAGAUAAUCACCACUUUGGUGGAGUCCGUAGAUAUCUACGGCAGGUUUUGCAAUCAAUGCCUCCCGCAAUUGAUAUGUUGGGCCUACUACUAUUCGUAAUUUUAUUCUACAGUGUUUUAGGUUUUUAUAUUUUCAGCUCGAACGUAAACGAUCCAUAUUUCAGUACCUUACAACAAGCCUUCAUUUCGCUUUUCAUACUUUUAACCACGGCUAAUUUUCCUGAUGUGAUGAUGCCGUCCUAUGCGGUGACCCGUUGGUCAUCUGUUUUUUUCAUCACAUAUCUAUCCAUUGUUCUGUACUUUCUGAUGAAUCUGUUACUUGCGGCUGUCUAUGCAUCUUUUUCGAGUAUGGAGAAAAACAAGUUUCAACAGUUAUUGCUGCAUAGACGCAAAGCGGCACAACAUGCUUUCCGUCUGUUGCUUAGUCGGAGCAAUAGAAUGGGCGUUACACUGCAACACUUCCGUGGUCUCCUGCGCAAUGUUGAUCCAUCUCGAACCUACAGGGAAGUGUAUCUGAUGUUCCGUCUCCUAAACACAUCGGAUUCCGGAAUAAUUAAGGUGGAUGAAUUCUAUCAUAUUUACGAUGUGUUGGAUAUGAAAUGGCGGAUAAGAGAUGAGGAACCGUUUUGGUUUUCCCGGCUUCGUUCUCGUACAUUGGCCAAUAUCGCCCAGCAAGUACAUCGGCUGGUUACCUGGACUUUUUUCGACUAUUUCGUCUCCCUGGUGAUUUUCCUGGGGGGAAUCCUGAUGUUAACGAGAACUGCAGCUAUAUCGGUGCAUAUGAGUAACCCGCUUGAACUAGGUGUUACUUGGGAAACCUACGCCUUUGUGUCUUUCUAUGCACUUGAAGCAAGCCUAAAAAUGUUUGGCAUGGGCUUCCACGUGUACUUCUCCUCUGGCUGGAACUGCUUCGACUUCGCCGUGACAGGAGUUUCUUUGAUUGGGUUAGCGGCCGAAAUUCUUGGUCACUGGUCAUUCCUUGUGGUAGCAAGGCAUUUGCGGAUUUUACGUGUUUUCAAGCUACGUAAGCGAUAUCGAGAUGUCUUUGGGACGAUAUUUAUUUUAGGCCAAAGACUACUGUGCGCCGGUAUAGUUUUCCUCAUUCUUUAUUACGCCUAUUCGAUUGUUGGAAUGGAACUAUUUGCAGAAUAUGACCUAACCAAUUGUUGCAAGAAUUCAACUGUUGAAGCUAAUUUUCGCUAUGAAAAUGGAUCAUCGUCGAACGGCUACUAUUACCUAAAUACUUUCGAGAAUGUUAUUUCAUCCUAUGUGACGCUUUUCGAACUAACGGUUAUUAAUAACUGGUACGUCAUAAUGGAAGGAUAUGCGGUCACUACCACUCAAUGGAGCCGCAUAUAUUUUAUGUGCUUUUACCUUACUAUAAUGAUGUUACUGUCCAUUGUUGUUGCUUCCGUUCUUGACGGAUUUAUGUUUCGCAUUUCAUACAAAGAAAAAAUGACUAAAGAUGACGAAAAACGUUUAGUUGAGAAAACCGUUACCCUGAAUUCUGAAGAAUAUGAACGGCUUCUUGCAGUCGAAUCUGCGGAAGAAUUGUCGAAGGAAAAGGCAUGGUGCAAUUGGUUUGCCCGAUUGCGCAAACAAGAACCCUUCCGCACUCUGGACGAAGCUACAUCGGAUUUGCCGGGGAUUCGUCCUAUAUCAGUAACAUUCACGGGUUUCCGUCGGCGAACAAAGGAUGUUCUUCUAAGUUUUAUGUACAAGGAUGAAAUAUCCUGGUGGAUGAAGCAAGCCGAUCAAGAAGAAAAACAGCAACAGCCAAGAAACUCUCCUUUGAAACGGGUAGAAAUUCGUCAGAGACAGCAUCGUGGCUCUGGAGAAAUUCUCAGCGAUUAAGAUUGUCAAGAGAAACCUCCAGCGCCUUUACAACCCAGUCACGUUUCCAUCCUCCUUUUUUUAUGUCAUAUAUUUUUAGAUUACGAAUCAACUAUUUUCUAUUUCCGUUAUGAAUUCUUCAAAAAGACAAAAACAAACAAACAA
Daphnia carinata is the source of this 2747-nucleotide messenger RNA. RefSeq names its product two pore channel protein 1-like. The transcript is spliced from 12 exons. The record is from RefSeq and is a predicted model, not a curated record. Gene Ontology annotation, cellular component: endosome membrane; lysosomal membrane. Gene Ontology annotation, biological process: transmembrane transport; monoatomic ion transport. Lineage: Eukaryota; Metazoa; Arthropoda; Branchiopoda; Diplostraca; Daphniidae. The coding region runs from base 111 to 2603 and encodes 830 amino acids. Gene Ontology annotation, molecular function: voltage-gated channel activity; monoatomic ion channel activity.